AUGACUACCGCUGGGUUGUCGAAUCGUCAGUUAAGAUCAACACCAAACUGUCCUUUUCAGGACUUUACUAACUUGGACGAUCUACAUCCACAGUGUAACGAUACUCCUAGUCCAAACCAUUCACAAUAUAGUAGUAAAACUGAAAUUAUGUUUUAUGUAGUAAAUGAGCUUGGAUCUGGUGAAUUUGGGGUAGUUUGGCUUGCAGAAGCAGUUGGUAUUUCAGCAUUUCAUCCAAGAGACAUCCUGAGAGAGAAAGGAAGUCGAAGAAGGUUUCCUUUCAUUAACAGAAUGGUCAAAAGAAACAGCUACGUGUACAGCAGAGAAGUUACUAAAGUUGCUGUGAAGAAAACCAAAGAUGUUGGGGACCACAAUGUCAUUGAUUUGCAGUCAGAGUUAAAAAUAUUGAUUCAUGUUGGCGAAAAUGAAAAUAUUGUGAAUAUUCUGGGAGCUUGUACAAAAGGUAAAACAACAAGUUUAUGGAUUAUAAUGGAAUUCUGUGAACACGGAAAUCUUCGUCAGUUUCCUCGUGACAGUCGAGACAGAUACAAUAAAGAUGAAGAAUUCCUGAUGAAUGAUUUAUCAUUAGAUUUUGGACCUAAGAAUCUAAUUCAGUUGGCCUAUCAAAUCACAAAAGGAAUGGCAUUCUUAGUUUCAAGGAAGAUCGUUCAUCGAGACCUGGCUGCACGCAAUGUACUACUUGGUAAAGAUUUCACAGCAAAAGUUGCAGACUUUGGUUUGCCAAGAGAUAUUUACAAGUAUCAAGCUUACAAGAAAAACACACCAGGAUUACUUCCUAUAAAAUGGAUGGCAAUCGAGUCAAUCAGAGAUUCUAUUUAUACGGAAAAGACAGAUAUAUGGUCAUUUGGAGUUGUUCUGUGGUAACUUUUUACUUUGGAGUUGAUUUGAUGAUGACAAGCUGGAAUGAAAAUCCACAACUUCGUCCAACAUUUGAAGAGAUGAAGAGAGUGUUGGAAGAAAUUGUUUCCGUAGUUUCGCCGAAUGAAGCUUUUGAGAAUUGGAAAAAUGAAGAAAAAGAUCAAGAUACGACUAUGAAAACUGUAGAGUUUGGGGAAGAAAUCAAUGGAAUAAAAAUAGAGACAAUUCCAAUGAUAUGACCUUCAUAUUUGGUAGUGCAUUUGUUAAAGUUUGACAACACUACUAUUGUAUAAUUUGCCUUAAUUUUGUCAUAUAGACCUUCAUCGUAAAAAAUGUCUACUUAGUAUAAUGAAUUCUGUGCAUGAAAUAUCUAAAUUUUUUUCAAUGAUAAAAUGCCUAUUUCUUGAACGUAAAUUUAAUUUUUUAGUUAUCUUAAAUAACAUAGCUACUUUGUUGUUUGUGACUUUAUCUUCACAGUAUGAUUUAAAUCAUUAUUUACAGUAAAAAUCACCAUUUUUUCUUUCUGUUUGAGUGAAAUACUUCUAAUGUCAGCACGUUUAAUAAAAAAAAUUAAGUCAUGGACAAUACCUUUA
Messenger RNA from Xenia sp. Carnegie-2017, 1469 nucleotides. RefSeq names its product fibroblast growth factor receptor 1-A-like. The record is from RefSeq and is a predicted model, not a curated record. NCBI's taxonomy places the organism in Eukaryota, Metazoa, Cnidaria, Anthozoa, Malacalcyonacea, Xeniidae. Gene Ontology annotation, cellular component: signaling receptor complex. Gene Ontology annotation, biological process: positive regulation of kinase activity; cell surface receptor protein tyrosine kinase signaling pathway; protein phosphorylation. Gene Ontology annotation, molecular function: ATP binding; transmembrane receptor protein tyrosine kinase activity.